Teleopsis dalmanni is the source of this 813-nucleotide messenger RNA. Its product is annotated as chymotrypsin-1. Gene Ontology annotation, biological process: proteolysis. The record is from RefSeq and is a predicted model, not a curated record. The transcript has 2 exons. Bases 18 to 770 code for a protein of 250 amino acids. Gene Ontology annotation, molecular function: serine-type endopeptidase activity. NCBI's taxonomy places the organism in Eukaryota, Metazoa, Arthropoda, Insecta, Diptera, Diopsidae.
GUUGUGUUUUAAACAACAUGGCAGUUACACGUUUAGGUUUCUUCGCCGCACUGUGCUUUAUCGGACUAAGUGCAACAUUUGCCUCACCAAAUUCCAGAAUUAUAGGCGGUUGGGAUGUGGUCUCCGGUGAGCAGCCGUGGGUUGCCUCAAUUCGCGUGGACAAUGCUCAUGUCUGCACUGGCACAAUUAUCUGCAAAAAACGCAUUCUAACCGCUGCACACUGUGUCUCUCAACUCGGCACUACACCUAUUGAUGCCAAACGCAUAACUGUACGUAUUGGUAGCGUAAAUCAAUAUGCUGGUGGUGAAAUACGUGAAAUCGAAGAAGUCCGCAUACACCCUUCAUACGGCAACUUCCUGCAUGACGUAGCGUUGCUGUUCUUCACCGAAUCACUUGAGUUCAAUGAUAAGUAUAAUAAAAUAUGGUUUGCAGGCGCAGAUGAUGUGAUUGAAGAUCGCGCUUCAGUAACAGUUGCCGGAUGGGGUCUCCUAUCAACUGGAGCUACACCAUACAAAUUACAAGAAACUAAAAUGACUGUGUUAAGCGCACCUGAAUGCGAAUAUGAAGCAGGUUAUGGCUAUGAAAGUAUACUUUGCUUGCAGCACCCUGUAAAUGAAGGAAUCUGCCGUGGUGAUGAUGGCGCUGGUGUUUACGUGGAUGGUAUUUUAUAUGGUGUUAUUAGUUUUGCAUUUGGCAGUUGUGGCACAAAAUAUCCUGAUAUUGCUUCAAAAGUUUCAUACUACGAGGAAUGGAUUAAUAACAAUCACUAAAAUUUUUAUAUCUUAGCAGUUAAUAAUAAAUAAUCUUAUAAUU